GAACUCAAUGCCUUCCGUAAAGACGAAUGAGGAUUAAUCGGUUGACCGAUGACAGCCAUGAUGCAACACACUGGACUUUGUCUCGGGCCAAAAGUUGACGCCACUUCUGAUGUAGGCUUAAUCUGGAAGUCUGCUGUUGACCGUUAUGAGGCCAUCACGGGUGUACAGAUUCAACAAUUGGCACGAGCCAAUAGUGUGGCACAAAUUUUGGAAGACAUCGACGACAAGGAGGCGAGGUUUAAAAUCCACCGUCAUGAUGGCACUAAACUGGACAAGUUUAGGACGCUUGUGAGCCAGAGCCUAUCGCCCGUCCAGUUUGUCGGUGACAUAGUAGCGCAAGCGACUAAAGCGAUGUAUCCUCCGAGUGAAGCUAUUUUUGCUGCCGUGCGGUAUCUUAUCAGCGUUUCGAAUGGCGUGUCUGCGGAUUAUGACAAAGUCGCCGGCUUUUUUGAAGACCUGCGUUCUUAUCUUUCCCAGCUGAAGAUAUUGGAAAACAAUGUCCCACAGAUACCCGAGCUAAAGGUGGUACUUGCUGAAGUCUUCACAUCGAUUCUCGUUCUCUGCGCAAUUUGUACGAAAUACAUCCAUACGAAGCGGGUUGUCAAGGCAUUCCGAGCUCUCAUCUCCGGGGAGGAUGCUGAGCUGAAAGACGCGUAUGACAAUUUUCACAAAAUGGUGGAUCGCGAGCGGGGUAUUGUAAUGAACGCGAUCUUGUUACGAGUGGAGCAGACAAACAACGAUACUCGUACAGUGGUUGCAGGCAUGAAGGAAAACCUUGCCCUUACAGAUCGCAUUGGCCACAAUCUAAGAUCUGUUAUGGAUGGGUCACGCCGAAUGCACCGAUACUUUGAGAGCCAAGAAACGGCAUUUGAACGUCACAGCAUCAUCACUUGGAUAUCAAGCCUUGAUUUUCGCGAAAAACAGAAAAACGAGUUCUCGAAACGCCAUCAUGGCACCGGCCAAUGGCUCCUAGAUUCUGUCGCCUUCCAACAUUGGUUCCGCAGCGAUGAUAACUCCACACUUUGGUGUCAUGGAAACCCUGGUUCCGGUAAAACAGUGAUGAUGUCGACUGCUGUUAGUUACAUAGAAGAGAACACGGAGGGCUCCAAUGUCGCAAUUGCUUACGCAUACUGCGACUACCAAGAUCGGAAUACGCUGUCAGAAACGAGCAUCUGGUCUAGCAUCAUUCGACAGCUGGUUGAGUCGUGUCAGCAGAUACCCACGGAAGUAACGGCCUUCAGAGACAAAUAUCUCGAAAAGAGGUCACUACCUACCGAUGAGGAGCGCAUUUUACUUGUGAAUGCCAUAUCCCGACUAUUUCAGAAAACCUACAUCUUGAUUGACGCGCUGGACGAGUGUCCUGAAGACAAUAGGGAAGCAUUCAUUUCGUUGGCAGAGCAGGUAGAAUCCUCUGUUCACCUGUUGAUUACUUCACGCUCAAACCUGGAUCUUACGACGAGCUUCAAGAAUCUAACUCGGAUCAACGUUUUUGCCCACUCCUCUGAUGUGGAGGGGUAUUUAAACUCUAAAAUGCGCACGAGCAAGAGAAUGAGUUCUUUCAUCGCCAAAGAUCCAACUCUCAGGGAUGACGUCAUCCACAAGCUGCUGGAGAAGACGGAUGGCAUGUUUCUGCUUGCUCAUUUGCAAAUGGAAGAUUUGUGUAAGUGUUCGAGCCUCAAGAACGUCCGCUCAUCACUGGAUUCCCUUGUAGGAGAUAUGGAAGCCUUUUACAAAAAGUCCUUGCAGAGGAUAGAGGACCAGCAGGACGACGACAGGCAUCUGGCUAGAAAAGCGCUUUCGUUCGUCUUUUAUGCCAAAAGGCCUCUGAAACUCGACGAGCUGUUUCAUGCCUUAAGCAUUGAACCUGGGGAUAUCGACUUCGACAAGACAGCACUCACCGAAACACACAUUCUGCUCUCAGUUACGGCGGGACUCCUUCUGGUCGACGAACAAACCAACGACGCGCGACUCGUCCAUCUCACUUUACAUGAAUACCUGGAGAAACACCAAAGUCAACUUUUAGAACCCGAGUCAGAUUUUGCAAGGACUUGCCUCACGUACCUAUCUUUCGAGACCUUUGGAAGAGGCCCCUGCACGAGUGAGAAGGACCUUGACCAACGAAUACAUCAAUAUGCCUUUCUUCCCUAUGCUUCCCAUCACUGGGGAGAUCAUUUCGCGACAAACCAAGAGCAGGAGGAUGUUGAUGAGAUCCUGCGCUUCUUAGGAGAUGAAGCAAAGCUAGCUUCCUCCAUUCAGAUGCUGUACAUUCCUCGACAUCGCAGGGAUGGUUGGCAUGAUUGCUUUCCGAGAGGCUUUACCUCACUUCAUGCUGCUGCACAUUGGGGACUAGAAGGCGUGUUCGCCGCGGUCUGCCGAGCAGACACAGACGCCAACUGCCAAGAUAGCCAAGGAAUGACCGCCUUGCACUUGUGUUCGCGGCGUGGCCUCGCGGAGCUGACGAGAUUGCUGCUUACAAAAGGAGCAGAUACAGAUGUAACAAACAAUUGGGGCGAAACAGCAUUGACUUGGGCAGCCAGGAAUGGACAUAGAAAAGCCAUGGAACUCCUCAUCGCGGGUGGUGCCAAUCCACUGAUCGAAGACGAUGAGGGAUGGAUAGCCCUUCACUGGGCUGUCAUAGGCAGACACGAUGAUUUGGUCAAACUGCUUCUCGAGCAGUACGCCGGACUCAGCUCAGACAACCUUCAAACCCACAAAGCUCUCAUUUUGGCGGCCGAGGCAGGGAGUAACAAGACGACGGAAAUGCUUCUGCAAGAUACAUUGGAUAUCGACAGGAGAGACGAAGAGGGAAGUACAGCUCUUCAUUGGGCCGUCGCUGAGGGACAUGAGCAAACCUCAUCCCUACUACUGAAGAACGGAGCCGAUGCCAAUUCGAAAGACAACUACGACAACGCACCACUACAUUGGGCAAUUCCAUACACAGGGAUCACACUCCUGCUUUUGGAAAAUGGGGCUAAUCCAGAUUCUGGUAACAACACCAAGCAAACGCCCCUCCAUUGGAGCGCCCAAGCUGGACUAGAAGGCGUGACAAAGGAACUCCUUGAACACGGAGGCAACGCUGAUAUACAAGAUAAAUAUGGCAUCACUGCUUUGCAUGCAGCAGCUUUGCAAGGACACGAGGCCAUAGUUGACCUUCUAUUGCUGAACGGAGCGAACGCCAAUAUUAUGGAUGAGGAUGGAUGGACCCCGCUGCACGCCGCCAUCGUGAAGCAGCAUGAUGCUUUGCAGCAUCAGUUGGUAUGCAAAACUGAGAACGGAGACGUCUUUUUGGAUCAAAUGCGAUUGAGAAUGAAGGACGAAAACGAGUGUGCCUUAUUACAAGAGAUGGCCGAGAAGAAAUCGCAUGGGAGCACAGUUGUUUCCGGGCUUCGAUCGGCUGUGAACAGUGGGUACAGGGAAAGGGUGCUCGCUCUUCUGGACAGCGGCGCCGAUAUAGACGCAGAAGACCAAAUUGGAGACAGCACAGCUCUCACUCAUGCUGCCCGGCUUGGGCGAGAGGGUCUCGUAGAAUUACUUCUGGAGAAUGGGGCGGAUCCCAACCGACGGGAACGACACGGUCGGACAGCUUUGCACAUUGCUGCCGGGGAUGGGUAUUCAGACAUUGUUAGGAUUCUGGUUGAGAAUGGCGCUGAUGUGGACGCCAAAGUGCAUGGAUGGACACCAAUGUUGCUUGCCGCAAAGGCCUGGCGGUUUCAGAUCCCAGACUACCUCAUUAAAAGAGGAGCAAACGUCAACGCUGCAGACUAUCACGGGCAACGAGCUUUGCAUUGGGCUGCUCACCACGGCGGAGUAACCUUGGUGCGGCUGUUGCUACAGAGGGGAGCUGAGAUUGAGGCACAAGAUCGAUGGGGCAAGACAGCAUUCCAAUGGGCAGUAGCAGACGGCCAACAUAGAGUCGCAGAUUUACUUCGGCAGUCAGGGGCUGAUACCUCCCGAGUGCGUUGAAGUCCUCUGUGUUCUCGCAAUUGAAGUCUAGUUCUGAUUCCGCGUGAGGCCGUCGGAAAACAUUAUCCAAUAGCAUGAAGGGGGUAAGGCCAAGAAGCGUUGGGAUGCACGCCGUGUGAUUUAGCAACCUAUUGGUUAGAGAGCGCCUCCUCAAUUAACAAUAAUAGAACAAACCCCAUAUCCUACGAAUACCUAGACCAACUUUUGCUUUUAUAGAAAUCGAAGAAUUUCCACCCAGCACUUUAUUACAGAGGGCAAACUUAUUCAAUCAAACGUAGCUGACAUCGGAAAGAGGCACGUGAGGCGCGGCAGCCACUUAGCAUCCACCGCCAAAAUUAAGUUGUGGCACCCACAGCAUAGCUGUCUCAGCACCCACACCGUUAGUCAUGAGGCUGGCUGGCGAACCAAACAGAUUCUUCAUAGUUGAAUUAGGUUAGAUAAUGUAGAACUGUCGAAAACAUUAAAAUCAUCACGAG
This is a messenger RNA of Ilyonectria robusta, 4439 nucleotides long. Its product is annotated as ankyrin repeat-containing domain protein. Gene Ontology annotation, molecular function: protein binding. The record is from RefSeq and is a predicted model, not a curated record. The transcript has 9 exons. Lineage: Eukaryota; Fungi; Ascomycota; Sordariomycetes; Hypocreales; Nectriaceae. Bases 49 to 3963 code for a protein of 1304 amino acids.